ACAAAACUUGUAUGAACUUGUAAUUUCCAAUUUCCAGUAUAUUUUUUAUUAUUUUUAUUAUGUCGUCUAUAAGACGUCGUGAAGACUGAACUGGAUGCUUUCGUUGCUUUCUCAUUUAUCAGUAUUUCAUUACAAGUUCCUGCCAUGGCAUGCUGUGCGUUCAACGGGCACGUAUCCGAAAUACCAAACAUAUCUGUCGACAACUUCACGAACAAAAAUGUGCAAGCUUACUUCCUCAGCCACACCCAUACGGACCACACACCGGGCUUGUAUGACUCCCGCAUCAUAGAAACAUUGAAGACGAAUGGUGCAGUAAUGUACAUGUCGGAGAUGUCGGCUGCUAUAGUCAAAUAUGAAGUUAAAUGUAGAUUGGGAAGUUAUGAUACUGAUGAGAUUGUUAAACGGAUAAGGAUUGUAGGAAUAGAAACAAUAGAAAUAUUGUUAAAAGCGGACCCCAAGCGACGCCAGAGAGAGACCAAGCUCUAUGUGACCGCUGUACCCGCAGCACACAGUAUUGGCUCCGUCAUGUUUCUGUUUAAGACUGACUUCACUACGGUACUAUACACAGGUGACUUCAGAAUAAGUGUAAAUGACGUUCCAAAAUUCAACCAACUCCACGACAAUGGCGUCCCCAUACCCAUAGACACGCUCUACGUCGACACAACUUUUUUAGACGACCGUUACACGACGUUCCCGAAGCGAAGCGUCAGUGUGGACGCAGCUUUACGCGAGAUAGAACGAUGGCUGAAAGAGAAGGGGAGAGUCGCUAUUAAGACCUCGGCUAAGUUUGGAUAUGAGUUUGUUUUUAAUGAGGUUUUUAAAAAGUUGGGCGUCAAGGUGUUUGUGGAGGAGGUAAGAUGGAAGGAGCUUUAUAGCCACCUCCACCACUUAGUCCCCGGGGUAACUAACGAUCAAUCACCUAUCCACCUUUGCUGGCCGAAGAACAGAAAAGACCACACAAAUUGCACCCCGGACCCCACCAACCACAAAUAUCUGAACAUUCACCUUUCUGCCCAAAAGUGGGCCCACUAUGACACAGAUGAUGACCCCAUAAGUAAAGUAUCAGAAAACGAAAUUGAUGUGUGCUUUAGUACGCAUUGCAGUAAGUCGGAGUUGAUGUAUUUUGUUCAUUAUUUUAAGCCGAAGAAAGUUGUGGGGUUUCCUAAUGAGUUUGGGAGUCCGGUUAAGGAUGUGGUUUUGCCGAAGAAAGCUAAGUUUGAGGAUGGGAAGUUGGAUAAAAAAGUUUUGAGAGAGAUUUUUGACAUUUGAACAUAGCAUUAAAAGAAAAAUGUGUUAUUAGGGUACCCAAAGGGUAAAAACGGGAACCCAUUACUAAGACUCCGCUGUCUGUCCGUCUGUCAGCAGGCUGUAUCUCAUCAACCUUGACAGCAAGACAGUUGAAAUUUUCACAGUCCUCGGCUCGCACUUGGCCGGUUUUUACGGUUCCGUACCCAAAGGGUAAAAACGGGACCCUAUUACUAAGACUCCGCUGUCCGUCUGUCUGUCACCAGGCUGUAUCUCAUAAACCGUGAUAGCUAGACAGUUGAAAUCUUCACUUCUUCUUUUGGUGCCAUGCCCAUCUAAUGGGCGUCGGCGGUCAGCAUGGCAUUCAGCUUCCUGGUCUUUGCUAAUCUCUUGAGAGUGGCUGCGUCUGAAAUUUUCACAGAUGAUGUAUUUCUGUUGCCGCUAUAACAACAAAUACUAAAAAGUACGGAACCUUCGGUGGGCGAGUGCGACUCGCACUUGUCCGGUUUUUUUAUUGUCCUAUGUGGGAAUUGUCAAAAACGUGUUUAUAUGUAUUGUAUUAUGUAAUGUAAUGUAUUGAAAUUUAAUUUGAAUUAUUGUGUAAUUGCAUAUUGAAAUCUAAAUUGACUUUAUUGUGUAUUGUAUAAGGGAUUGUAUUAUAAGUGUGUACUAAUAUUUUUUUCACCUCAGCAGCUCGAACAAAAGCCUACUUUCCUCACUCCAGGGAGUGAAACAUAGUAGCUUUUUAAUUUAGUGAAGGCCAUGAACUGCCACUUCAUACUCUUAUAACGUUUUUUUUUGUAUUAUUCUGUGUAAUUCGAAAUACAUUUUAACCUUUAAUAUGUUCUCACUACUGAGGUGAAAAGUUAUGUGUGCAACACGAGAGCAAAGUUAUUUUACAUCUCGUGUUUUUGAGUCCCUCGCUACGCUCAAGAUUCUGACUUAGGAUCACUCACUUCGCUCGUGAUUCUAUUAUAGAAUCUUUCGCUUUCUCGGGACUCAAUAUAAACACUCGCAAGAAAAACCAACUUUCCUCUCUUGUUGCACAAAUAACUAUUGUUCGACUUUGAACAUUAUUUUAUUUGUUUAGUGCAUUUUUGUUUACUUGUUUUUUUUUUCUCAUAACAAUUGUGGU
Messenger RNA from Cydia strobilella, 2380 nucleotides. RefSeq names its product protein artemis-like. Gene Ontology annotation, molecular function: damaged DNA binding; 5'-3' DNA exonuclease activity. Gene Ontology annotation, biological process: telomere maintenance; double-strand break repair via nonhomologous end joining; interstrand cross-link repair. The transcript is spliced from 5 exons. The record is from RefSeq and is a predicted model, not a curated record. Bases 145 to 1269 code for a protein of 374 amino acids. Lineage: Eukaryota; Metazoa; Arthropoda; Insecta; Lepidoptera; Tortricidae.